Messenger RNA from Mus pahari (shrew mouse), 4074 nucleotides. RefSeq names its product transmembrane protein 200A (gene Tmem200a). The coding region runs from base 916 to 2391 and encodes 491 amino acids. Lineage: Eukaryota; Metazoa; Chordata; Mammalia; Rodentia; Muridae. The record is from RefSeq and is a predicted model, not a curated record. The transcript has 2 exons.
GCAUCUGAUAAGAAAGCAUCCGAGGGGCGUGGAACCGAGGGGCCUAUGGAUCCUUCUUCCAGAAAACACAGAGUCCGCCGGGGACCCCCAGUUCUUACUGGGACUAGAGAGGCAGGGAUCUCCCGUUCUGGAACUCCGGUCCGGCGAGUGGGUGUGUCCGCUUCCGCCCGCUGGCCUUCAGAUGAAGCAGAGCGCCAGGAAGCGGUACUUUGUUCCCCAAAUGGGUUUUGUAUGCGCGCCAUCCCAGCGCUAUAAGUACAACUUUGCAGCCAGGGCGCCGGGCAGCUGGGUUGGGGUCCGGGGGGAAGGGCGGGUCCUGCCCGCAGCUCUCGCAUAGCUUGGCGGCUGGGCCAGCGGAGUUCCCACGGGUCGUGGGCGGCGGUGCGAUUAGCUCCGUCUGGGUCCCCGGCUGCUGGCGACGCUCCGGGAAGCCCGCCCUCGCCCCUGAUUCUCCUCUUGGCGGCUUCGGGGGCUAGAAUUCAUCAGGAACCAAGCCCAAAACUUUCCCUCGAGCCCCGCGUUCCUUUUGUCUUUCUUGGCGGCGGCGGAGACGCCUUAGCUGCAAUCCUUUGCCCUGGCCUCGCUCACCGGUACCCUAGAAGGAUCGGGACUCCGCGCGUCCGAUGGCGGCGGCCGCGUCCCCCAGAUGCGCGAGUCAGGGCGCCCGCACCCCGGCCUGACUCAUCUUCCCUUGGUGACCGCACAGCGUCCUCAGCCGGAGCCCCACGGGGAUGGGGAGUGAGACCGUGGCUGCCCGCAGCUGCCCAGAUUCCUUCUGACGCCCCCGACCCCGCCGCCUCCCCCGCUGGUCGUCUCCGGAGGCGCACGCUGUCGCGACAGCUGUGAGAGCGAAGAGCCCGAAGAGGCCACCGGAGCCCGAGACCCGGCGCUCAGGACAGAGCACAAGAGGAAACUAUGAUAGCCACUGGUGGGGUCAUCACCGGCCUGGCGGCCUUGAAGCGGCAGGACUCCGCCAGGUCCCAACAACACAUCAACCUCAGCCCGCUGCCUGCUACCCAGGAUCAGAAACCCGUCAGACGGCGCCCACGAGCUGAUGUUGUGGUGGUCCGUGGGAAAAUCCGACUUUAUUCUCCAUCUGGCUUUUUCCUCAUUCUGGGAGUGCUGGUGUCCAUCAUAGGAAUCGCCAUGGCAGUCCUUGGAUAUUGGCCCCAGAAGGAGCACUUCAUUGAUGCGGAGACCACGCUUUCCACCAAUGAGACCCAAGUGGUUCGGAACCAGGGCGGUGUGGUGGUGCGCUUCUUUGAGCAGCAUCUACACUCCGAUAAGAUGAAGAUGCUUGGCCCGUUCACCAUGGGCAUUGGCAUCUUCAUCUUCAUCUGCGCCAAUGCCAUUCUUCAUGAGAACCGCGACAAAGAAACCAAAAUCAUCCACAUGAGGGAUAUCUAUUCCACAGUCAUCGACAUCCACUCGCUGAGACUCAAGGAGCAGAAGCAGGCAAAUGGCCUGUACGCAGGCUUCCUGGGAGACACCGAAGUGAAGCAGAACGGCAGCCCCUGUGCAUCCAGGCUGGCUGCCACCACCUUGGCUUCCUUCUCGGGGAUGCGGAACAGCUUUCGGGUGGACAGCUCUGUGGAGGAGGAUGAGCUGAUGUUGACUGAAAGUAAGAGCCUGGGGCACCUCAUGCCCCCGUUGCUAUCUGACAGUGCAGUCUCUGUCUUUGGCCUUUAUCCACCUCCAGCCAAGGCCACCGAUGACAAGGCCAGCAGCUCCAAGAAGUGUGACACCAAAUCGAUCGUGUCAUCAUCCAUCAGUGCUUUCACACUCCCUGUGAUCAAACUUAAUAAUUGUGUCAUUGACGAGCCCAGUAUAGACAGCAUCACUGAGGUCGCAGACAACCUCAAAACUAGGUCCAGGAAUCUUUCCAUGGAUUCUCUCGUGGUCCCACUGCCAAGCUCUGGCGAGUCCUUCCAGCCUGCCGUCACAUUACUCCCAAGGAACAACUCCGUUGGGGAGUCGCUAUCGAGUCAAUACAAGUCCUCUGUGGCUCUGGGACCCGGGACUGGACAGCUCUUGUCUCCAGGAGCUGCAAGAAGACAGUUUGGCUCCAACACAUCCUUACACUUGCUCUCUUCUCACUCUAAAUCCCUAGACUUAGACCGAGGUCCUUCCACACUCACUGUGCACGCAGAACAAAGGAAGCACCCGAGCUGGCCCCGGUUGGAUCGGAGCAACAGCAAAGGGUAUAUGAGACUGGAGAACAAAGAGGACCCGAUGGAUCGGUUGCUCGUUCCCCAAACAGCAAUCAAAAAAGACUUUACGAAUAAAGAGAAACUCCUCAUGAUCUCCAGGUCUCAUAACAACUUGAGUUUUGAACAUGAUGAGUUUUUGAGUAACAACUUGAAGCGAGGAACUUCUGAGACGAGGUUUUAGUGUAUAAAAAUAGACCAUUUUCCUUAGAGGUAUAUACUACUUUAGCCAGUGUUUGCCUCCUGAAAGCAUUGGUUGCAAGCCUUUUAAAAUCAAAUGUCAGCGUGUUAGAAAUGGUUGGUUAACUCUGUAAUGAAGAUGGCUGUAUGUACUGGCUCCUAUUCCCCGCAGAGCUGUAGAUUAUCAUGUGAGAUUUUUGUUUUCUCACUCUCUGAAAGCAUGGUUUCUUUUGUUGACAUAGAUGCAAACUACCUGCAUUCAUAUUAAGAACUUGGCUUUACUUUCAAAUCCUGUUAUCGAUGAUCAUCUUCAUAGAGGGAAGUUGCCAAUACAGAAAGUGCGAAGUACCAAAGUGUGGACAGGAGUGUUAAACUCAGGUCCAAUACUCAACAGACAGAUUUAUAAAUGAGGGGGAGUGCAGUCUUAAGAUGGGAUUUUCUGAAUUGUUUUAUUCAGGAUUGCUUACAUUAAUUAAUGGGAGAACUCAUUUCUGUUACAUCAGUUGUGAAUAUAUAUAUAUAUAUAUAUAUAUAUAUAUAUCACAUCAGUUUUGCUAGGGCGAUAUUUUAAUGAAAAAAAAAACUGGUGGAGAAUUCCAUGGUUUAGAUAUUAAAUAGCAAAAAGCUACUAGUUGUAACUUUAGAGCCUCAGAAUCAAACAUUUUCUCUGCAAAGUGAUGUGAAAAGUGAAUGAGCUAGUGUAGUUUGUAGACUUUCUGUCCUGACAUGCGCAGAGAGAACGCCACCUAAUGAGCAAAGAUACUAUUAUUUACAUCUAACAUCUAGUCACUUGCUGUUGUCCAGAAUUCACUUAAUUAUUAUUAUUAUUAUUAUUAUUAUUAUUAUUAUUAUUUUAUCUAAAAAAUAAUCAGCUAACCUCAGCAUUUCUUCAUAUCUCCACAUGCCACCAGCUUGGUGGUUAAAAAAAAAAUUAGCACUUGAUAAACUGUCUUGUGAUUUACCCUGUGCUGGAAAGCCUUCCACUAACUCCAAAGACUCUCUCCUGGUUGGACAAGGUUUGAGGGUUGUGGUUCUCAAAUAUAUUAAAUUGUCAAAGGCAGUAAACACUAAAGUGAAUGUUUCCAUUAGACACCUUUCUCACUUCCAUGAAGGUAACGUGGUUUUAUGAAUCACUUAGUGGGGUCCUAGAAGAGCGUCUCAGCAAUUAGGAGCAUUGGCUGUUCUUGGAGAGAAUUCUGAUCUUGUUCCCUGCCCCCACAUGGUGGCUCACAGUCACCUGUAACUCCAGUUUCAGGGGAUCUAACACUCUCUUCUGGCCUCUGUGAGCACCAGGCAUGCAUAUGGUGCACUUACACACACAUAGGCACUUAGACACAUACAAUAAAAUCUUUAUUUACAAAAGUCUAAUGGAAUACUCAGGAAAUUUUGCUGGUUUUUCCCAAAGCCUAAACAUUUGUGAACAUUCCUAUUGCAGUCACUAGAAGGAACAGGAAGGACACCUUUGUAAGAGUUGCAUCCGAGAAUCCCAACCUGUGUUUACACAGGCAUCUUCCUUCUGGAGAGGCACCCUGCUUCGUAGAAGCUCAAGCCUGUGUGUUAUAAUAGACUAAACUCAAUAUUUUACUAUAAAACAUUUAAUAAAUGUCUGUUACUCCUAGAAAUGUAUGUUCUUCAUACCUUUGCUAUCAUUUUCUUUUUAAAAUAAAAUGUACAUUUCUGUUUUAAA